This is a messenger RNA of Alligator mississippiensis (American alligator), 5923 nucleotides long. It is a transcript of the gene GTF2A1, whose product is annotated as general transcription factor IIA subunit 1. NCBI's taxonomy places the organism in Eukaryota, Metazoa, Chordata, Crocodylia, Alligatoridae. Gene Ontology annotation, biological process: transcription initiation at RNA polymerase II promoter; transcription by RNA polymerase II. The record is from RefSeq and is a predicted model, not a curated record. Bases 240 to 1391 code for a protein of 383 amino acids. Gene Ontology annotation, cellular component: transcription factor TFIIA complex. The transcript is spliced from 9 exons.
GGCCGCUCGCGCAGCUGCUCGGCUCUCGCUAUAUAAAGGGGCAAAGCGGGCAGAGCGGCGGCUGGCGGCGGCGGCUGCAGCCCGGGGCCGGGAGUAGAGGCCGGGCCAGGCUAGGCCGCGGCGCCGCCCGGGAGCCAGGGCUGUGCUGGGCAUUAAGGGGGCGGCACCGGCGCCGGGCACGUCUCUCGCUUCACGGGGGCGACCGCGGCCGCGGUGGGGGCGCCCGGGGGGCGCGGGACAUGGCGAGCGCGGCCAACACAAACCCCGUGCCUAAACUGUAUAGGUCUGUAAUUGAAGAUGUCAUUAAUGAUGUCAGAGAAGUUUUUCUGGAUGAAGGAGUGGAUGAACAAGUCCUUGUGGAACUCAAAACACUGUGGGAGAACAAGCUGAUGCAGUCCAAGGCUGUAGAUGGGUUUCAUUCAGAAGAACAGCAGCUUUUGUUGCAGGUUCAGCAGCAGCAACAGCAGCAGCAGCAGCAGCAUCACCACCACCACCACCAUCAUCCCCAACCACAACCACAGCAGACACUGCAACAGCAAUCCCAGCCACAACAAGUCCUUAUUCCUGCAUCCCAGCAAGCACCUCAGCAGCAGGUUAUUGUGCCAGAUUCCAAGCUGAUACAGCACAUGAAUGCAUCAGGGAUGAGUGCUGCUGCUACUGCAGCUACUUUGGCUUUGCCUGCUGGUGUGACUCCUGUUCAGCAAAUACUUACCAAUUCAGGCCAGAUCUUGCAGGUAGUUAGAACUGCAAAUGGAGCUCAGUAUAUCAUUCAGCCACAGCAGCCAGUGGUUCUACAGCAACAGGUUAUACCACAGAUGCAGCCUGGUGGUGUACAAGCACCUGUCAUACAACAGGUAAAAAGACAUUUUUGCGUCUUGGCUCCUAUCCCUGGAGGGAUCUCUCAACAGACAGGAGUGAUCAUUCAGCCUCAGCAAAUCCUGUUUACAGGAAAUAAAACACAGGUCAUACCUACCACUGUGGCAGCUCCUGCCCCAGCACAAGCACAGAUUCCUGCAGCUGGUCAGCCACAGGCACAGCAACAACAGGCACAGCCCCAAGCACCCCUUGUGCUUCAAGUUGAUGGAGCUGGGGACACAUCAUCUGAAGAAGAAGAAGAUGAGGAAGAAGAUUAUGAUGAUGAUGAAGAAGAAGACAAAGAAAAAGAUGGAGGUGAAGAUGGCCAGGUUGAAGAGGAGCCCCUUAACAGUGAAGAUGAUGUGAGUGAUGAGGAAGGACAAGAGCUGUUUGAUACAGAAAAUGUUGUGGUGUGCCAGUACGAUAAGAUCCAUAGAAGUAAAAACAAGUGGAAAUUUCACCUCAAGGAUGGCAUCAUGAACCUUAAUGGAAGAGAUUAUGUAUUUUCCAAAGCCAUUGGAGAUGCGGAAUGGUGAAGUUUUUAAGACAAAGCAUAAAACUCCCCCCAAAAAUAAAAAAGAAAGAAAAGCAAAAGCAGGAAAGGUUGAGACUUGGACAUGCAUUUCAACCAAAAUUUAUCUCUGCACAUCAGAAAAGUACAGUAUAAACAAAACUACCAGGACAAAGGUAGAGCGUGGCAACAUAGACACUACUUCAGUGGGCAAGCCAUGGGACUGUAGCAACUAGCAUUGUCUGGGAGCUGGUUUUGUGUUAGGAAUACAUUAAUUGUCAAUUCUGCAUACAAGAACCUACAGCUGGUAAUUAGCAUGUAAGGCUUUGUCUCCCCUUUCUUCCCCCUGGGUUAAGGUUUUAAAAUUUCUUCCACUGAUUGAAUUCCUUUUUGAUAUACUAAUAAUCUGAAAAUGCUUUGUGUGUACAAAACUUUGCUUUGAACACUUCCCUUUGAUAGUGAAGAUGGUCAGAAUGUUGCUUAAAACUGUGUGCAGGCUUUGUACAGAAGGGUAAGAAUUAAGGCGUUUAAAUUUUAAUUAUCUUCUAUAAGAAAAACACUUUUUAAUUGUACUAUGGUCAUGUAUAAUUUUAUCUACAUAUUUUCCUUCGUUCCUUCCCUCACUCACCUGUCCUCCCCUCUUUCCCUCCCCCCUCCCCCCUUUCCUCCAAGAAAUUCUUAUUCUUAGCAGUUACAAAAUGUAAUAUGAUAAUUUAUACUUCUUAAUUUGAGUGAUACCUUGACCUUUGGGUCUGUAUUUUUUUUUCUUUUAGUGUUGAAAACCUAUAAAUCUUUUUCGAAAAAUUGGGCCCCUUGACUCUUUUAAACAUACUUUUAGCAUUUGAUAGAGUGGUUUGGCAUAGAGCUGAGAAGAAUGCAAUGGUAGCUUUUAUUUGCUGCUUAGAAGGCCUGUAGAGACUCUUCAGAUUGAAAACUGCAGGCGUUCUGAUUACUUAUUAUAUUCAUUCCUUCACUUGCUCACUACUUUUACAAUCCAGGCAUCCAUAAAUAUGGGUGGAACAGAACUCUGAAUGUUUGUGUUAGGGAGAGGUUAUAUAUAAGCUUUUAAUACCCAGCUGAAGUUCUGCUAAUAAGGAGACUUGUUUAAUUAUAACAAUACCCCAGAGCUUUUUCUCUCCUUGUAUAGUCUUACCAGUAAGUUGAAGUGUGCUGCCAUUAAUGUCUUUAAAGCCUCUAGUGAUGCACAGCUUUAUGGCGAAUGAUGUGAAGCAUUGAUCAUAAAUUUUGUCAAGAGUAACUUAAUAAAAGGGAUGACUUGGUAAUGCAGAAAUAGUCAUCACAUACUUAAACCUAAUGUAACAGCCUUUGCACUUGCGUAUCACAAAUGUCAUUUAUGAAAAGCAAAACAUCUUUUCCUUGAUGCAGUGGUUCGGUUCUUCUUUCAGAUCAGUCUUUCAGAAAUUCAGUCCCUCUCCAGCAAGGAAGGAGGAGUUGGAAAUGUAGUUUUUAAAUCGGACAUCUGUGAGGAAGGAAUGCAAAUGCUCUGUGUGGCUUACCAUUUCAAGAUAAAACUAUAAUGUUCUCAUUGCCUACCUGAAGUAGAGGGCGGGGGAGAGGGGAGGUUAAAAACCAACAGAGGAAGCAAGUUUAACUCAAACAAGGGGAACACUGCAAAGCAGACUCUUUACCACUUUACUUGGCCUUUCUUCUAGUGGAGGAUGAAAUUGAAAUUUUUUAUUUAACAAAAUCAAAAAUAUAUUUAAUCAGCAGUAUAUAUUAACUGCUUUCAUUUUUGCUCUCUACUUAUUUUCCAAGUGCAUUCAUAGUCUCAAAUAGCAUAGAGGAGAUCCACAAUAUGUAGCAAGAAAGAAAACUGAGUGGUUAUGUUUGCACCUGUGGUAUCGCUGUCCUUAAUUCACAGGUAGUCGAGGUUUUUUUGUUUGUUUUAGUAACUUACCUGUCUGUACACAUUAUUGGCUUUGUUACAAGCUAAGUUUCUGAUCUCAUUAAUUCAUUACCAACUAAAGCUGUAACCAUUUUAGGAUACAUUUUUGGCUCUGGACUUAGGUUUCUCUCUGAACAGUAUUUACUUUUUCUUCUGUAGAAAGAAAUAAUUUUGAAGUCUUGUUUAUUUUAAUGCACCACUAUUCAUACUUAAAUUGUGUGCAUCUUCAGUGAAACCAGUUACUGAUUAAUAAUUUCCUUUGUAUCUUUCCUGCAUCUCCAGGUAGUAUUAAUGCUGAUUACCAGUAGUUUUUUUAGCCUUUCAAAUGAUUUAGAACAAAUCCCAUUAUGUUGCACAGUUGAAUCGGUAAAAGUCGUUUAGCUACAGAUUCCUGUUUAUACUACUGGAACCCAGAUUACUGUACAAGAUGUUUAGUUUCUUCUUACAUGUAGGGUCUUUCGCCCAAGUAUUUUAUAGUAGAAACUGCAUAGCUUUUUUAUUUAUUUUUAAGGAAUACCACAGCUUUAAAGAUUACUUAAAUUUAGCUCAUCUUCAAGGAAGUUAGAAACCAACCAUACUUGUAUGGUAUCUUGCAAAUUAAUUAUAAGGUAUGCUUGACAGAUGAGGCACUGGUCUUUCAAUAGUAGUACCUGUGAAGUUUUCUAAAAGCCAGUCAAACAUAAACGUACCAAACUGUGCUCUUAUUGCUACAUCAAGUGUUCCUUUUUUAAAUCACAAAGCACGUUUGUUUUUUUUAUUGUAGCAGCUUGAUGUAAGAAUGUAGUUUGCUUAAUUUUAUUAUUGUACUUGAAUUUUAAUCAUUUUUAAUAUUUUAAUUGAACAGACAAUUUCAUUAGGUUCUAUAGAAAACCAUUCCUUUCUGAGGGCAAGGGAUUCCCAUGUUCAUAGCAUUUAAAUUAUUUUUUUUCUUGGAAGUAGAAAAUAGAUUUUUUUCAUUUUUUAAAUAGUUCAGUAUUAUUAACGGUUUCAAGAGGGCUUUUGUUUAGAUUUGCACAGAUAAUGGAGCACCUUUUUAAGAUGACUAAAUGGGGAAAGAUAACUUCAUAGUUAAAUGUUUUAACCAUGAUGGCUAAUGGAAAUUUUAAAGAGCAACUGGACAAAGUUCGGAGUUUUGUGCCUUUUCGAUUUGCAGAUAUUCCUGCUUUGUCAGCAUGGUUAUAUUUUAUUGGAUUCCUAAGAGUAGACUUCCUACAGUGCUUCAAUCACAAAUCAACAUUUUAGCUCUAAUUAUAUUGGCUUUUCAAUAUGUGCAAUCAUUUUAACACAUCUAAGUUGAAAAGAAGUGAAAACGUUGUCUGCUAAGGAGGGUAAUAGAGCAUUUAGUCUCAUAAGGAACUUUAUAUUGGACUAUUUAAAUAAAAUGUAUAAAGCUUUAUUCCCCCAACUGUUGGUGGUAAGUGGCAAAAUUUGAGGUUUCAUCCACCUUAUUCCUGCAUUGCAAUCGCAAGCUGCUUUUUCAACAACAGUCAUUCUCCUGAUUUUACAGAUCAUGAUUUCACAAGAACAAAUUAUGGUCAUAGCUUAUUCUUAAGGGGAUGAGACUGUUCUGAAGCACAGUUUCUAGAAAAGAGCAAAGAACAUACUAAAUGUGAUGUAACAGAGCUUUGUUAUAGAUGUCUUUCUAAUUUUUGCUGUAGUUAAGAAGGUAGAGUAAACUUUUGAGGUUUUAGGUUUUUUUUCCCUUUGUAAAAGUAAUCAUAUAAUCUGUCUACACUCGGCAGCAAUUGUCACGAUAAAACACUACCAGAAUACAAUUCUGGAAUUCCAAUGCAGGAGUUAAAAAUGAGACCUUGUCUACUAGAGCUUAUUCUGUCUUUCUGUCUCUCUCUCCCCCAUUUGAAAAAGUUCUUUUGAAUUUUUUUAUUAUUGUUAUAGAAUGCAAUAAUGUUCCGGACCUAGAACAGUAGGUUUAGGGAAAUGCACACUGGAUGUCUAAUGGUCUCUUACAUGGUUCUACAAUUUUUCUCUAAAAGUUUAAUUCAGACUUUAAUGGUUACAAAAGAUGGGGAAACUAGCACAUUGUUACAUAUCUGUCUAGGAUUCAUAAAUCUAGUUCUCAUUAUUUUGAGUGGGUGAGAAAUGUGUGGAAACCAGGCCUUUUGUUUCUGGCAGAUCAGGUUGCUAAUGCUUACUUUUUUUUUCCUUAAGCAGUUAACAUAAGGCAGUUGGUUUGGUGGGGUGUUUUUUUGUUUUGUUUUUGUGUUUUUUGCAACUCAGUUGGAUUGAACAUUGAGGAACAAAAGGAAUUUAUUUUAAACCAGAAGGAACUACCUUGGAUUAGCUAGACAUGCAGCCAUCCAAUGUUACUUGCUCCAGUAUGCAAUAGGGUACCAAUAAAACACGGAGAGGGGGAAUAUCCUUUUUUGCUGUUUUGAGCUACUAUUGUCAACUGCUGUUGUACAUAUACUGUUAUGUGUAAGGGGGUAAAUAUAUUUAUUAUGUUUGUAAAAUUCAUUCUGUACAAUUGCAGAUCAAGGUUGCUCUUCUGUGAUAUACAGGAUAUUAUGUUUCGAAGGCCAUGCUUGGAAUACAAUUAGAGAACUUAGUAUUUUGAUGUACUAAGACCUAUUUUAAGUUUAAUAUUUUGCCUUUGCAAAAACUUUAAUUAAAGAUGUUAUUUAAAAAAUAAA